This is a messenger RNA of Sphaerodactylus townsendi, 6794 nucleotides long. RefSeq names its product decapping mRNA 1A (gene DCP1A). The transcript is spliced from 10 exons. Gene Ontology annotation, biological process: positive regulation of catalytic activity; deadenylation-independent decapping of nuclear-transcribed mRNA; deadenylation-dependent decapping of nuclear-transcribed mRNA. Bases 132 to 1847 code for a protein of 571 amino acids. Gene Ontology annotation, molecular function: enzyme activator activity; mRNA binding. NCBI's taxonomy places the organism in Eukaryota, Metazoa, Chordata, Lepidosauria, Squamata, Sphaerodactylidae. The record is from RefSeq and is a predicted model, not a curated record. Gene Ontology annotation, cellular component: P-body.
UCCAGUCGGCGGAGGGGAAUUUGGCGCUUGUAACUCCGCGUCGCUCGCUCUUCCUUGGCCUUCCCGGACUUCCCCCCCCCCCCCCUCUUGUUCUUCGCUGUAGUUGCCGCUGCCGAAAUCCCGGAUCCAAAAUGGAGUCUUUGAGUAAAGCGGGGCAGGAGAUGAGCCUGGCGGCCUUAAAGCAGCACGACCCCUACAUCACCAGCAUCGCCGACGUGACUGGCCAGGUGGCCCUUUAUAGUUUCAGCCCCAAAACCAACGAGUGGGAGAAGACUGACAUAGAAGGUACCUUAUUUGUAUAUAAGAGGUCUGCUUCUCCUUAUCAUGGCUUCACAAUUGUGAAUCGACUGAACAUGCAUAACUUGGUUGAGCCAGUUAACAAAGACCUAGAGUUUCAACUGCAUGAACCUUUUCUCCUCUAUAGAAAUGCCAAUUUGUCAAUUUACAGUAUCUGGUUCUAUGACAAGAAUGACUGUCAUCGAAUAGCAAAACUCAUGGCUAAAGUAGUACAGGAAGAAGCUCAGAGAUCACAGGACAGAACCAGCCCAAGGAGGACUAAUGGUUGCAGUGAAAACAAGUCAAUUGACAUCCUAGAGAUGCUUAGCAAAGCCAAGGUGGAAUAUGACCGGACUCAGAAUAAUGAUUUAAGUUGUGGAAUGCAACCAAGCACAAAAGCUGAAAAUAUGGAGACUUCAGAGGUUGGAUCAUCAGUGUUACAAAUGCAAGACCAUUCAUGUCCAUCCAUCCAUAAACAUCUGACAGUCGAAGAAUUAUUUGGAACUUCAAUGCCAAAGGAUUCACCUCCAGUUCCCUAUCCUAAUCCUGAGAGAACAGAGAAGUUACAGAAUGAUGCUUCGUGCAGAGACCACAAUUUCCUCUUACCCUUUUCAUUUGAGCAGUCAACAGUGAUCCAUCAACCUCUAGGGAAACUGGAUGGCCCAAGCUUCAAAAGUGGCUCUUGCACUUUACUGCAGCAGGAAUGUGUGCCUCCCUUGCUAAUUGCUCCACCUCCAGUUUCACAGCCUGAGAUAACUAAGGCUUCAAACUAUACUGUGCAGCUGAGUCCUGUGGUUAACUCAGCCUCUGUCGUAGAAGCUCCUUCUGUCCCAGCACUUCCGAGUCUACAUACAAACAAUAACAUCAUGCAAGUCAUGCAGCAAGCUACCAAGCAGGUGUCUCCACUUGGGAAUCAACUGCCGUCUGAUAUGAACCACGGUCCACCAAAUCUAACUCCUAGUCAAAACCACUUUAUAACUUCUUUGGCUGCAGCAAAUACAGACACUUCAAACGUAACUCUUCCAAAUAUGAAUCUCCUUAAAAAACUCAGGUUGACCCCACAACAUGACCAAAUACAGCAGUCGCUUAGUAAAACUCCAGUAGCCCCUAACUUUUCCUCUGCAGUUAAUCAACUGGCAACACCAGAUUGUUUUAAGGAAUCUCUCAUCAAGCAGCAAGCUCUGACUGGUAAAAUGCUUCCACCUACCCAGACAACACAGCAAGGUAAAGAACCUGAGACAUUUGCACAUCCCAAAACUUUAUCAAAGGCAAAUCAAGUAUCGUCCCCGCAGGUUGUUCCAGCUACAACCACAAUGGCAUCUUCAGUCCUCUUGUCCCCUAGUGUUUUCCAGCAGUCCUCUAUGAAACCAUCUGAAAUGGAAAGCAAAGUUGGCUCUUCUUCUCCCCUUCCGCUUGGAGAUGUUCAGACAUUACCUCCUACAGUUCUCAGUAGAUCUCAGCUUCAAGAAACUUUAAUACAUCUAAUAAAGAAUGAUUCAAAUUUUCUUAGCACUCUUCACGAAGUUUAUUUACAAGUGUUGACCAAGAAUACCGAUGGCAUCAAAUUGUAACAGAAGUUUUAUUCAUUUCCUCUGACCUCCUAUCUGCUCCAGAAAUAAUUAUGCCUCUUCUGUCAAACUGUUUUUAAUGAUUGGGGGACCGGGGACGGGGCUCUUAAAGUCUUAAUGUUCUGACUCCAGGGAGGCAUUUUUUCUUAAAUGAACAUGUGUAAUGCUCUCAGAGAUAUCUAGAUUUCACUGUGAUCAUCACCAGCAGGGUUUUAUUUCUUUGUGGGGAAAGUUGUCUUCUUUUUAAUAGCACAUUAUAGUUUGGAGGGGUUUUAAGAGCCCAGUCCAGAUUUGGGGGGGGGGGAGGGCGGAAUGUCCUUAGGGAGUUGUGUCAAUAUGUUUGCCCCCUCUGCCAACACAAGAGGCAUUUACACCAGUGGAGGGGGUAAGGACGCUGGUGGCUGGCCACCCCCUAGCUCUGUGGCAACAAAAGCCAGAAGUUGAGGCUGCCGCUGAACUGUGCUAUAGUCCUGACUGGACACUGGUCUGGGUUGGGCCAGAGAGUUCCUGGGGGUGAAGCUGAUGUUAGUCAGCUUCCCCCCUGGGUUUGCAGCUGGUUGCACUGCAGCCACCCUUUUGGAUGGUGUAAACCCAUUAAGCCCUAUGGAGGGCUUUCUGGUGGCAGGAGUUUGUUGGAGAUUUUUCUGCCCCACGCAUCGCCGGAAAGCCCUCCAGAGGUGGCAGGAUGGUGCUGUACCCGGUUCUCUGGAGAUCUGGAUUGGGCUGCCAUUAAAAUGAUUUUGUCUUUUUUCCUCACUUUUGAAUAAUUGGGAUAGCUCUGAGCCGAGCUGUGCAUUUUGCAGUACAGUAAAUAUGACUGAAUUUAUAAAAUCAUCUGGAAAGAGAUGUGGGGAGACUUUCUUUAGAAGUUGGGAGGAAUGGAUGCAGGUUUUAAAGUUGCUUUAUUUCACCUUGGAGUUGAGUGGACUUAGAAUGAUAUUAAUCAAGAAACUUAAGUCCCACAGAAUGUAAAGAUGACAGGUAUUCCAUUUUGCAAGUACAGGAUAAAAAUAGGUAUCAGCUAUUCCUUUACCAGUUGCCUGUGUAUUUAUUUUUAAAAGGUACUUUUAAAAAGAACAAACGAGGAAUGGGUAGAACAUCAGUACUGUCAUUAUUCUAUCCAGGUGAAUUACGAAUUUUGCAGGAGGUUUGCCAUUAGAAAGGAUUUGUCAGUUCCAAGUGCAAGUAUAUACAGGUUCAUUUAUUGUUAAAACUGGGCACAUGAAUGACAAGUUCAGUGUGAUGUCUGUGGCGCAUAAUUCGUAUAGAUAGGUUAACAUUCAUGGUAUACCACUGUAAAGUUCAAACUUCUUCCCAAAGGAAGCUUCUGAUUUCUAAUUGUUUUAUAUGCUGCUAUUGGAGCUCUCUGUGACUUAUAUUUAUUUCAUUAUGGCAUGUGAUAUUAGCUAGCAAUACUAUAGUGUAAAAUAGAUCUCAAUUUAUUCAAGCAAUAUUAACCUUAAAGAAAAAGAGUUUUUUAGUAGAAAAGUCAUUGUUUUAUAUUGUGAAAGGUAAUUUUCUAGUGAAUUUAACCAACAUGCACUGCUUAUUUUUCAAAGCAUUGCUGAAACUGAAGAAAGAGCAUUGUUUUAGCUCUGCAUAUUACAAUCUUUCCUUUAUGAGCUAUUGAAAUGGUAUGAGUUUGCAAAUGAGCACAGCUGGACUCUUGUACAAGCGUCAUAUCUUUCAGUUGAAUUUGGAGAAUGUCCUGGGGUAGAUUGUUUAAUCUUAAGAUUAAUGUAAAAAUGAUAUCACUGAAGUGCAGAGACUUUCACUAAUUCAUCAGCCAAGCUUUAAUUAUAACUCCACACAAAUCAGAAUGUUUUGAUAAAACCAGUGUGUUGAUUUUCUUUGAAUUAAUCAAAAAAUGUACUUGAGUUUGAGUAGUUUUAUUGGAUCUGCUUUUUAUUUUAUUUAGUAAAAUCUGCCUUUGAAAGAGCUUCUUUUCCGCUUCAAACUCAGUGUUUCCAGUUAAAUAUAGGAUUUUAUAUCAGAAGCCCUUUCAGAAUUCAGGGAAAUAAUAUUGAUAGUGAGAUGCACAUUUGAUUAAUGUAUUGGCUUUUAAUGCAAAAAUUGAAAUGGAUCUCUGCAGGUUUUUUAACCUCAUGCAAGAAACAGGAAGGCUCUCUAGUCAUUCGUUGGGUAGUAAAUAGUUCACCAGUGGAGGGGAUGGGAACUUGCUUAUCUUUGAUUAUUCUAAUCUUAAAUUUCUCUAUAGCCAUUUCUGCAUGGUGACAGAAGCAGUUGUCCACCGGCAUAAUUCAUGCUGGUGGAGUCACAGGACCGUUCACAUGGUCUUGUGCAGCCAUCUCCGAAGCUUCUGCGAACUGCAGAGGCAGCUCCACAUGGAGCCACCUCCAGUCUGCAUGUGUUGUUUACCUUGUCUUCCCUCCGAGGCUCCAGAGGAAGGAAGUGACACACCCACGCAGCCCUCUGACUCACAGAGCCUUAGAGGGAAGACAAGGUAAACAAAACACGCAAACAGGCAGCGCCUAAAAGCAGCGCUCUCACACCAGUGCCCUUCGCAUGGCGCCGGCAAGAAAACACCGCUUUCCAAAAAGCAGCGCUUUGAAGUUGGCAUUUUCGCAAGUUAAAUUGCUUAGGUACACAGUGCCGAACAAUAGCCCCCGGACAGUGGUGUUUUUACCAUCCCUAAGGAGCUGUUUUAGUCCGAUGGCAGAAAUGGCCUUAGAAAGAAUACUAAGGCAGAACAGUAGUCUUAUAGUGCAAUCCUAAAGAUCAUUCCAAGUCUAAGCCCACUGGUUUCAAUGGAUUUAGAAGGAUUAGCUCUGUUUAGGAUAGCACUGUAUGAUAUCUUUUCAAUGGUUGUGUUACUGGAACCAAAUAUAUCUCAUGUUGUGUGUAUUGAUAGUCAAGAUUCAAUAAAUAAGUGGCCCUAAUUAUUGAGAUGUGUGAAAAAACUUAUCACCUGUUAACAUUAAUUUAAUAUAUAUUAAACAUUGCGCUUACAUUGAACUUGGUCAUAAUCAUUAAACCUAUCCAAAGGCCUGUUAAAAUUAAACUAUGAAGGGUUCCUUGAUAUUGAAUGUACUGUAAGAGUCCUUUGUCUCCAAGGUUUAAAGGAAAAGGGAAUAUUGCUUUAAACAGCAAUAGCAUUUCCAUCGUUCCAGUGUACUCUUUUAAUAUUUUUUCCAUUGCAACUCCCUACUAAUCUCUAUUGGUAGCUGUACGUCAGAGUUCUCAUUUGUUCAGUGUACGUAUAGAGUCAAAAAUAGUUCUCCACUUCCAAAGAGGAUUUUGUUAGCUAGGAGUUCAUUAGCUACUAGGUAAACUCCUUUAUACAUAAGUUUUAAUCUUUGAAUUUUAUCCACAUUAAUAUCACAACUUUGUGUAUGUAGCAGACUCAAGCUGGGAGGUGUCCUACGCAAUAUAAAGCACUGUUAGUAACAUUCAGUGUACCACACUAGUGCUCUUAUUGCUUUUUGUUACGUGACAAACAUUUUAUCAAGAAGCCUCUUUAAGAAUUGCUUGGGGAAAAAACUCAGCUGUAAAGUCACAAAUGUUUACAAAAUCUGGAAACUGCUGGUGAGUUCUUGUUUGAGUACCUACAUUUUCUUUAGUCAAUACUUGGUUUAAGAUGAAAGCAUUUAUUGUUUCCUGCAUGUAACAAUAACAAAUACAUAGCUAAUUAACAACCUGUUCCAUUAAUUCAAGAUGAUGUUUUGGAAAGGUGCUCCUUAUUGUCCCUUGUAAUCCAAGAAUAAAAAAGUAUUUAGACUAUAUUGCAAAAUAGUGAAUAUUUAUCUAAGCAUGUAUUUUUCCGUUGCCUAUAUGCAGCUUAAAAAAAAUUCUUAAUAUUCAUCUACUCAAAAGUGGCUUUAAAAUUUGCAGUUUAUUCAAAUACUUAUUGCUAUUAUGUAAGUAAAGGCUGUUACAUCAAUAAUAUAGCAUUGUAUUAUUAUGUGCCUGACAUAUACUUUGGGGACUUACUUUACAAAAUGUAAAAAGCCUAUAAAGCAGAGAAGCUGUUUAAGUUCUUUUUCAGCAAUAGGUAUGAGAUUUCAAAUAUACUGAAUUGUAAUUUUCCCAGUUUGCUGUGGUUUAGUAUGUUCGUGAAAUCCAACAAUACAACACGUGGGCCAUUCAAGGCAUUUCUUAAUGUUUUAAAGGUGUUUAAUGGGGAGUGUUCUGAUGCAUAAAGUAUUGACGCAAACAGCUGCCUUUUGUCAGCUACCCGAGUUGCUUCUUAAGCAUAUCUUAAAAAGAGGAGUGUGUGCAAUAUAUAUUUCACCUCAGUUUUGUUACAUCUUAGUGAAAAUGUUAAGAUGCAAUAUCCUUUUAAGUUAGGAAAAAAAGUUGCAAUAAACUUCCCUUGUAUGUUUUCUGUAACAAUUUAACAUAUGGGCACAUGGUAGGUUAAAACGCACACUAUGUCUGGGUUUACCACUUUGAUUUGUACUCGCAUGUUUGAGAUUUUGAGGUGCUUCAGAUCUUUGGCAUUUUAAAUAACGAUGUUUGGAAAACAGUAGGCAUGAUCCAUGACAAUUGUUACUAGGCUCAGUAGAAUCUUGUAUUUUGGGUUUUUUUAAAAAACUCUCCCUGACCUUGGCAUGCAUACACAAAGCAUUGUAGGGAAGGUAUUAGGGGAGGUGGAAGAUCUGUGUGUGCCUUGGUUUGGUGCAAAUUGUGUUUCUUUGCAUAGACAGCAAGGAAUGGUGGAAAAUAAGACUCUGAACCUAUAGGAUUCCACAGAAAAGUGCUGCAGCUGACUGGAUCAUGCCCAGUGUUGUUUGAGCAAUUAAAAAAAAACUAUAGUGCAUUGGUAACAUUUCAGUACUAUGUAUGUAAUUUGUACCAUCUUAUAUUGACAAAUAUUAAGUUAUUGCAUAUAUGUUUAAGAAUGAGCAUUUUUCAUUGAAAAUUUUGUAUGUUGGCAAAUAUAUUUUUGUAAUAAAAUUUCAAAGACAAACGUUUGAGUCCCUCCUAAAA